Molecule: messenger RNA, 1344 nt
Organism: Penicillium verhagenii
Lineage: Eukaryota; Fungi; Ascomycota; Eurotiomycetes; Eurotiales; Aspergillaceae
Gene: ddiA
Product: putative DNA damage-inducible v-SNARE binding protein Ddi1
Exons: 2
Biological process (GO): proteolysis
Molecular function (GO): aspartic-type endopeptidase activity; protein binding
Source: RefSeq, a predicted model, not a curated record
CGUAUCACCGUCAGUGUCAUCCGCCCGGAUGCGGACUCUGAUAUUAUCAACCUAGAAGUCGGUGGAGACAUGGCCAUCGAGCUCCUCAAAGCCAUCAUCGAAAGCGAAACGAAUAUCCCUCCCGAAGCCCAACAACUCGUCUACAACAACCAACUCCUCCAGAACCCAGCACAAACCCUAGAACAAGUUGGCAUCGGUGAAGGUGACAUGCUAGGUGUCCACGUCACCCUCCGCGGCCCACCACAGCUGCCCCCACGUCCUAGUCCCGGCCCCGGCCCCGGCUCCAGCACCGCACCGCGCCAGAAUCAGGCGGCACCCCGACCCGGCAUGCCCGAUCCCGAGACAAUCCGACUACAUAUUUUGGGGGAUCCGCGUGUGCGUGAGGCUGUUCGUCGACAGAAUCCUGAGUUGGCUGAGGCAGCAGAUAAUGCGCAGCGGUUCCGGGAGGUCUUGGUCUCACAGCAGCAGCGGGAGGCGCGCCAGGAAGCGGAGAAAGAUGCCAGAAUCGCCAUGUUGAACUCUGAUCCGUUUAACCCGGAUAAUCAACGUGAGAUCGAGGAGAUUAUUCGACAGAAUGCUGUGACGGAGAACCUACACAAUGCUAUGGAGCAUCAUCCAGAGUCUUUCGGUCGCGUCACAAUGCUUUACAUCCCCGUCGAAGUCAACGGUCAUCGUCUCAACGCCUUUGUCGACUCCGGUGCCCAGGUAACCAUCAUGUCGCCCGAAUGCGCAACAGCCUGCAACAUCAUGCGAUUAGUCGAUCGACGUUACGGAGGUAUCGCCAAGGGUGUGGGUACUGCCCCGAUCCUCGGACGCGUGCACUCAGCUCAGAUCAAGAUCGGAGACAUGUUCCUCCCCUGCUCCUUCACCGUGAUGGAAGGCAAACAGAUCGACCUACUCCUGGGUCUGGACAUGCUUCGCCGACACCAGGCGUGCAUUGAUCUUCAGCGCGGGGCCCUGGUCAUUCAAGACCAAGCGGUCCCUUUCCUCGGUGAAGCGGAUAUUCCGAAGCAUUUGACCGAGGAGUUUGAGGAUGAGCCUACCGUGAAGGGAUCGGAUGGGGCAGAGGUGGGUGCUCGCACGGGAGCGGUGACGCACCAGGCGAGCCGACCGGGUGAUGCCACCUCUGGACCUGGCUCUGGUGUUGGCUCCGGCUCCGGCCCCGGCGCUACUAGUGGCUCCAGUGCAUCUGCACCUGUGGCACCGGUCCGACCUCCGAGAUCGCGGUGGCCUCAGGAUUCGAUUGCCAAGAUCACGGAGCUAGGAUUCACGCGAAUGGAGGCGGAGCGGGCGUUGGAAUUUGCAAACGGUGACUUGGACGGGGCGAUUGGAUUCUUGAUCUAG